Klebsormidium nitens is the source of this 2160-nucleotide messenger RNA. The record is from the annotation of a GenBank genome assembly. NCBI's taxonomy places the organism in Eukaryota, Viridiplantae, Streptophyta, Klebsormidiophyceae, Klebsormidiales, Klebsormidiaceae.
GUUCCAAUCAUCGGCCUCGUGUUGAUUCGCGCCAGGCCCCAGGGCUCAUGCUGGAAUUCUGGCAUUUGCGCGUACACCUAGUUUCCAGCAUGACAUCUGGAGGAGCUCUUCCCUCUUCCCUCUUCCCUCUUCGGACUUCCCUCUUCCUCUUCAAGUUCUGGUACUUUUUUGUCUUUCAUCCAACUGACGCAGUUGCUAAAGUCCUUCUGCCCAUCCUGACUGCCUGUCAGUGUUAAAACGUGAGACAAGGGGCAUACGACAGAUGGCGGGACGCAAAUACUGUUUCCUGAUGGACACACUGCAAAGUCAGCUGUUUUGCAUCUUUUUCUUCGCCAGCGGGCUCUUUCUUGGUGGAACAUGGACCGCCGAUGCCGCAAACUCUACCGCUCUUGCCAACACCACACUCGCCCUUAAUAUUACUGCAAAUUCGUCCACUCCCAGUGGUCGAAGCAACUCCACCGCAUCUGUGGGGGCCAACUAUGUUGGUGUCAAUUGGGGAGUGCUUUCAUCACAGCCCCUUCCUGGCAAUGUCACCGUACGGAUCUUACAGGAUGCGGGCUUCACUUCCGUGAAAUUCUUCUCGGCACCACCUGAAUACCUCCGGGCGCUUGCAAACACAAGUAUUGAAGUCCAGGUGCUCAUGCCUUUGGACCAGGUCAUGAACGUCUCCAGUUACAACCAGUCUCUUGCCCUUGCACACACCAAUGCCCUGGCUUGGGUGGACGCUAAUGUGGUGCUGUGGAUCAGACAAGGAGUUAACAUAACCUCCCUAGCGGUCGGGAAUGAGCCGUUUGUUCUUGGGUUGAAUGUGACAUUUGGGGCGUAUGUGAUGCCCGCCGUGCGGAGUGUCUAUUUUGCGCUGCAGCAGCGGGGCCUGAACGACACCGUCAAGUUGACGGUGCCCAUGGACGCGGGCAGCACCUUUGGCAACACGUAUCCCCCCUCCGUCUCUGAAUUCCAGGAGCCCAUGAAGCCCAUCCUGCUGGACAUGCUGCAGUUCCUGGCGCAGACCCGCUCCUUCCUGACCCUGAACCUGUACCCGUUUGUCUCGCUGAAGUAUGACAACACUAUUGACAUCGAUUUUGCGGUGGGGAGACCUGGACACGGGUUCACGGAUCAAGGGUAUUACUACUCCGAUCUUCUGUCCGCCCAGAUCGACGCCACAUAUAUUGCAAUGAAUAAGUUGUACCCGCAAGGUGCUCAGAACGUUUCAUUGCAGCUGGGCGAGACUGGCUGGCCCAGUGCAGGCGGCUAUGGCGCCACUCUCCAGAACGCGAGCGACUAUUUGACCUACAGCGUCUCGCCCCUUGCCGGUGGGCAGGGCACGCCGCGGUACCCCAACCGCACCGUCAAAUCCUACAUCUUUGCUUUGUUUGAUGAGGACCUGAAAUACACCAUCGGCAUUGGGGAUUACGAGUUGCACUGGGGGCUGCUGUAUGCGAACGGGACGUCUAAGUAUGCGGGCAACUCGUCAUCGGGGGUCCCUGCCGCGGCGCCGUCAGGAGCACUGUCGAACACCACCGCACUCGCCCCAUCAGCGGCCAACAGCACCAGCCGGACCGGGACCUGGUGCAUAGCGGUUUCGAGUGCAGACUCGCAACAACUGACUGCGGGCCUCAACUAUGCGUGUGGGCCAGGGGGUGCGGAUUGCACUGCAAUCCAGCCAGGGGGGCCGUGCUACGUGCAGCUGGGGGUGGCCAAUCGCGUACAGUCGUUUGCAUCGUACGCCUACAACAGCUACUAUCAGUCGCACAAGUUGGAUCCCGGGGCAUGCUUUUUCAACAAUACUGCCGUUCUGACAAGGGUAGAUCCGUCCCCAAACAGCAGCUGUCAAUACCCAAGCUCGUAACUUGUUCCGGUAUGGCUUAACUUAACAGGUCAGUUGUUACAGUUUCGGACUUUGAAAAGUUCUGAGUUGAAUUUUAGACCUAUUUUCGGUUCUUAGCGAUUAAAUUAUUGUGAGAGUGGCAUGUAGCUUUAGACGAGGCAAAAAACAGAGGUAGAUGACGGUAUCAUCCUGAGUACAGGAAGACACGGCAAGAGCAAGUACAAGCAGAGACCUUAUGAAAGCAUCACUGAUCAGAAAAUAAUCUACAUUCGUAUCUUUGUGACUGUUUGCACUUAAUGAACAACGCUUUUAAGUUAUCAGUGGUAGCCAUC